AUGUCCCACCCCCAAUCAAUCACCCACUUGCAUUCCCUGAACGACCCAGAAUCAUUCUGGUCCCAUCAUGCGGCAAGACUUCACUGGCACCGCAAGCCUUUACGGGCCCUGACUCGGCAGACAAAGUCCCUCGGGGACAUCGAGCACGAGCACUGGUCGUGGUUUGCCGACGGCGAGAUCUCCACAACUUAUAAUUGUGUCGACCGACAUGUGCUCGCAGGCAAUGGCGAUAAUGUUGCAAUUGUAUGGGAAUCACCAGUUACUGGUGUAACGGAAAAGUAUACGUAUGCCCGUCUACUCGAUGAGGUUAAGGUUCUUGCUGGUGUUCUUAGGGAGGAAGGGGUAGAGAAGGGCGAUGUUGUUAUUAUUUACAUGCCAAUGAUUCCCGCGGCCUUAAUAGCCGCCCUGGCAAUAACACGACUAGGUGCAAUUCACGCCGCUGUAUUUGGUGGUUUCGCCCCGCAAGCUUUAGCACAGCGUAUUGAGGCCGCGCGCCCGAGAGCUAUAAUGACAGCGUCAUGUGGAAUAGAGGGGUCCAAAGGACCUAUUUCUUACCGACCGCUUGUUGAGGGCGCCAUCAAGGCAAGCAGCUUCAAGCCGAGCAGGGUCAUUGUCUGGCAGCGUGAGCAACUGCGCUGGAACCAGCCCGAUAAGCGUGGGGGACAGCGUAAUUGGCAGAGACUGGUCAAGAGUGCACGGUUCCGUGGGGUUCAGGCUAGACCUGUUCCUGUUAAGAGUACGGACGCCCUUUAUAUCAUCUAUACAAGUGGAACAACCGGCCUCCCUAAAGGCGUACUCCGCGAAGCAGGCGGGCACGCCGUGGGCCUGGAACUCUCUAUAAAAUCUGUCUUCGGAAUCAAAGGUCCUGGCGAUACCAUGUUCUGCGCAUCAGAUAUAGGCUGGGUUGUCGGACACUCAUACAUCCUUUAUGCGCCGCUGCUAGUCGGCGCCACAACCGUUCUGUUUGAAGGCAAGCCCGUCGGCACGCCGGACGCAGGGACAUUCUGGCGCAUCGUCGAGAAACACAAUGUGAAUGCACUCUUCACGGCACCAACCGCCAUGCGAGCUAUCCGGAAAGAUGACCCAGACAACCAGCUAAUCGGCGAGGUUGGGAAGCGCGGAGGAUUGAAAUCCCUCCGUGCACUGUUCCUCGCUGGUGAGCGUAGCGAGCCCAGUAUUGUUUGCUCAUAUCAAGAUCUACUUGGUAAGUAUGCAGCGGAUGGCGCGCUUGUGAUUGAUAACUGGUGGUCAUCGGAAUCCGGGUCCCCGAUUACAGGUGUUGCAUUGAAUGGGGGUGCUGCUCUGGCUAGUCAGGCACCCGGCCCAGAUCAUCACCCCCUCACACCUCGUCCCGGCUCAGCGGGCUUUCCGAUGCCUGGGUUUGACGUCCGCAUCGUUGACGAUGAAGGCAAUCAAGUUGCGCGCGGCGCAAUGGGUAAUAUCGUUAUGGCGCCACCACUCGCCCCAUCGGCAUUCACAACCCUCUUCGAGGACGAGGAGCGAUUUUACCGUGGAUAUCUCAAGCGAUUUAAUGGACGCUGGGUUGAUACCGGCGACGCGGGGAUGGUUGAUGAGGAUGGUUACGUGCAUGUCAUGUCACGGAGUGACGAUAUCAUCAAUGUUGCCGCACAUCGGUUUAGUACCGGAACCAUUGAGCAAGCAAUCCUCUCGCACCCAUUAAUCAGUGAAGCAAGCCUUGUCGGUAUCCCGGACCCACUGAAAGGUCACCUUCCCUUUGCAUUCAUCCAGCUCAAAGCCGGGGUAGUCCCUGGCGAAAUUGGGCCUCUUCCGGCAACACCGAGCCCGCAGUUAUUUGCCGAGGUUAAUGCGCUGGUCCGCGAGCAGAUCGGCGCUAUCGCGUCGCUAGGUGGGAUUAUACAGGGUCGGGGCAUGAUCCCUAAGACGCGGAGUGGGAAGACGCUUAGGCGUGUUCUAAGAGAGCUUGUUGAGCUUGGAGUGAAGGGCGAUUAUGCGGCGGAGGUCAGUAUUCCGCCCACUGUUGAGGAUGCGGAGGUUGUCUCUGUUGCAAGGGAGAGGGUUAGGGAGUAUUUCGAGGAGAAGGCAAAGGCGAAUGGGGCCGGGAAGACAAAGCUUUAG
This is a messenger RNA of Penicillium coprophilum, 2097 nucleotides long. Its product is annotated as putative acyl-CoA synthetase. The coding region runs from base 1 to 2097 and encodes 698 amino acids. The record is from RefSeq and is a predicted model, not a curated record. NCBI's taxonomy places the organism in Eukaryota, Fungi, Ascomycota, Eurotiomycetes, Eurotiales, Aspergillaceae. The transcript has 4 exons.